Messenger RNA from Lactuca sativa (garden lettuce), 1020 nucleotides. RefSeq lists its product as uncharacterized. The record is from RefSeq and is a predicted model, not a curated record. Lineage: Eukaryota; Viridiplantae; Streptophyta; Magnoliopsida; Asterales; Asteraceae.
GCCACUGUGUCAAUUGUCAAACACAUACUUGUGUGUCAGAAGAAAUGGGAAGGGCGCCCUGCUGUUCAAAGGUGGGUUUACGUAGAGGAGCAUGGUCGAUUGAAGAAGAUACACUCCUCACGGAUUACAUUAACACCAAUGGUGAAGGUCGAUGGCGUUCCAUGCCUUCUAAAGCUGGAUUACUUCGAUGCGGAAAAAGUUGCAGGCUGAGAUGGGUGAAUUACCUCCGGCCAGGUAUCAAGCGAGGAAACUUCACCGCCGAUGAGAGCGACAUCAUCAUCCGACUUCAUUCUAUCCACGGCACCCGAUGGUCUUUCAUAGCCACCGAACUUGCAGGUCGAACCGACAAUGAGGUUAAGAACUACUGGAACUCCAAUCUUAAACGGAAAUUAGCUAUCGACAGCGGCAACAAUGAUGUCGACGACUCCAAAAAGAAGAAAAAGAAAACGACUAAGAAAAAAACGAAUCAGAAGUCAAGGAAAGUCAAAAUCUUGGAGAAAGUAGAAGAAACUGUUCCUCAGCAUGCAUCGUCUUCUUGGCCAUUACCUUCACCGUCAGAGUCGUUAUCAUUGACAUUGAGAGAGAACAACAGUUAUUAUGACGGGGUGAUGAACAGUGAAUCACCGAGUUCAAGAGAUGCUGAUUUACUUUCGAUGGACAUGGAUUGGAGGGACUGGGUGCCAUGGAUGGAAAUGGAAGGUGAAGCAAGAACGGAUGGUGACGAUGAUCUGGAUAUACGAUUGGCCGAUGGCUUUGAUACGCUAAUGUCCAAAGAAGAAGAAAGCAAUAUGCUAGAGAAACUAUAUGAUGAGUACUUGCUCUUGCUCGAAAAUGAAGACCAAGUCUAAUCAUGUACUCUAGUUUUUUAUUCUUGUAUUAUUUUUAAAAAAUAGACUUGUUUGUUUGUAAACAGAUCUGUUACUCACUUCCCAACUGUUGAGAUACAUACCUUAUCUGCCUCCAAUUCUAUCCUUUGUUUCCAUAGUUAUCUUGCUUGCUUAUCCUAUCUAUAGACCCGAU